UAGACAAGUUCUCGCGAGAGGACAAGCGGAAGUUGGGCAGAUGGGGUUUUGGAUGACAGAGAGACGAAAGUAAUGGUUUGUUUUUAUGGUUAAACAUGUCAGGCAGGUGUGUGUGAGUUACAGCUGGGUGAAGUCCAGACGGAACCGGGAAGUUUUCAUGCUGUGCGACUUGUUGUUGUUGUUAUUAUUGUUGUUGCACGAGCUCCCGCUGGCGCUGUUGCCCAAGCCGACUUGCACUCGUUUGUCCCGGGGUCAUCGGCCACUGCGCCCGCUUCCUGCCCACCGAGAGUCGGCAGAAUGACCGGAGAGAAGAUCCGCUCCCUCCGUAAGGACCACAAGCCCGGGAAGGACGAGGACUUGCUCGAGCCGGAUGAAGAAGCCGCGACCGGCACCUUCACAUCGGCCAGCAGGACGAGCAGCAAAGGCAAGAGCAACAAGAUCUUCAGCAACCACAAGCUGGUGAAAUCCGCCUCGCAGCACAGCCACAACAACCAGCAGCAGCAGCAGCAGACCCAGCUCAACGCCAACACUAACGGCAUCUCCACCCCGGAAACCGGCGACGAUAAAAACAAAAACCCGAUUAUUCGAAGCGCCGAUGAUUUCCCGGUGCACGAGUGCGUGUUCAAAGGAGACGUGCGGCGAUUAUCGUCGCUUAUUCGCACUCAGAAUAUCGCACAGAAAGAUGUUCAUGGAAACACUCCUCUUCAUCUGGCUGUAAUGAUGGGUCAUAAAGAAUGUGCUCAUCUCCUGCUUGCCCAUAAUGCACCAGUAAAGGUGAAAAACGCUCAGGGAUGGAGUCCUCUCGCCGAAGCCAUCAGCUACGGAGACCGUCAGAUGAUCACAGCACUCUUGCGGAAGCUGAAGCAGCAGUCCAGAGAGAGCGUCGAGGACAAGAGGCCUCGGCUCCUCAAAGCCCUUAAAGAGCUUGGGGACUUUUAUUUGGAGCUUCACUGGGAUUUCCAAAGCUGGGUACCUUUACUCUCGAGAAUUUUACCCUCGGACGCUUGCAAGAUCUACAAGCAGGGAAUCAACAUCAGGUUGGACACUACUCUCAUCGAUUUCACGGACAUGAAAUGCCAGCGAGGAGACCUGAGCUUCAUCUUCAACGGUGACGCCAUUCCGUCCGAGUCCUUCGUAGUGCUGGACAACGAGCAGAAAGUGUACCAGCGGAUACACCACGAGGAGUCGGAGAUGGAGACCGAGGAAGAGGUGGACAUUUUGAUGAGCAGCGACAUUUACUCAGCCACCCUGUCCACCAAAUCCAUCACCUUCUCCCGAGCGCAGAGCGGCUGGCUCUUCCGCGAAGACAAAACCGAACGGGUCGGGAACUUCCUGGCGGAUUUCUACCUGGUCAACGGCCUCGUUCUGGAGUCGAGGAAACGGAGAGAGCACUUGAGCGAGGAGGACAUUCUGAGGAACAAGGCGAUCAUGGAGAGCCUCAGCAAAGGAGGUAACCUCAUCGAGCAGAACUUUGAGCCGGUAAGACGCCAGUCCCUGACUGCUCCCGCGCCGAACACUAUUUCCUGGGAGGAGUACAUCACUGCUGAGACUGGGAAAGCUCCUCAUCUUGGAAGAGAGCUCGUCUGUAAAGAGAGCAAGAAGAACUUUAAAGCCACCGUAGCCAUGAGCCAGGAAUUUCCUCUCGGCAUCGAGUCGUUAUUAAACGUUUUAGAAGUGAUCGCACCCUUCAAGCACUUUAAUAAACUCAGAGAAUUUGUUCAGAUGAAGCUCCCACCAGGUUUCCCAGUGAAAUUAGACAUCCCCGUGUUUCCCACCAUCACCGCCACCGUGACGUUUCAGGAGUUCCGCUAUGACGAAUUCGAGGAGUCUAUUUUCACCAUCCCAAACGACUACAAAGAAGAUCCCAGUCGCUUCCCGGAUCUCUGAUCAAGCUUUCUGUUUGUUUUUUGUUUUGUUUUGUUUGUUCCUCCUCCUCUUUCUGUCUGCUUCUGAUCAUCUCAGCACCGCAUGUCCAUCUCUCCACCAGAUCGGGCUCGCCGUCUCGACAGGAAGCAACCAUCAUCACAUGACUUCGCAUCACUUGAGCCUCAAUCUGAGACCCUUUGCAGGGCUGAAAGACCCAAACAAAGGUAGAAUAGUUACUCCUGGCGCUGUGCUGACAUCGUAGCGAGACUUUAGCGGACUACGGGACAUAAGUGGAAUUGAAAAGACGUUCUGGAAGCGAACAGAUGAGCAGGGAGCUGACGGGAGCGGGACAGAGCACCGCCCUAAUGCACUACAUCACUCCUGACGGUGCCGAGGCUCCAGCGUAGCUCCUCCUCUUCGACACGUCCUUCAGGAGCGAACCUCCAUCCCACCCAACUCGACGCUUCCUUCCGUGUUACUCUGGCAGGAAACGCGUCAUUACGAGUUCUGUAUUUCCGUACAUCACGUUUUCAUAUCCCUUUGUUACACGACUGUGUUCCUCACGUUCCUGAAAAACAAUCGAAGCGACGCGAAUACCGUUUUACGUCGUACGAGACUUCUUAUAAUCGCUCUGCGCUUUCUACGGAUGAAGAUUCUUUCUGUAAAUAUCUCGGUUUGUUUGGAUUUCAGUCCCAGAGCAGCAGAGCGGGAUGAGCUCUGCGAACAUGUCUGUUACUGCUCGCUUUUUUUUUUUAAAAAACCUAGUUUCAUGUUUUUGUGAUUUCUUCUUUCUUUUCAUCCUCAACUGCAAAGGACCACACGAGUUCCCGGAACAGCACAGGUUUUAUUUCCACUCACACGCUUAGAAUCAUUUCCGAUCAGGCACUCGUUUGUAAAUGCAGUGUACAGUUUGAGAUAAAACCUGUUUAACAGCGGCACGACUUUCAGCAGACGAAUAACACGUACGUUAUUUCUUUUAUUAUUAUUAUUAUUAUUAUUAUUUUUAUUUUUAUGAUAGAUGGAUGUAGAUGUAUAUACAACAUUUUAGAUUAUACAACAGCUAUACUGACAAAACCGUAUGAUUGAUUGAUUGUAUUAUGUAAAAAAAAAAAAAAUGUUUGAGGAACAGCCCGUGAAAUGUAGAUGGGGAAAUUUCUUGAACUGGAUGUUUUAUUAGGGGAUUUUUUUUUUUUGUGGACAGAAAAAGGAAAAAAAAAAAAGAUCAAAUUCACACCAGCAAGCGACGUCUGAAUUUGAAUCCAAGUUUAUUUAUGUAAUCCUUGUUUUUGGUUUUUAAAUCUACACUGGAUUUCUCGAUUUGGGCCUCCAAGGGGUCUGAUGAUGAUGAUGAUGAUGAUGUAAAUGCUUCCAAACCACACUACUGGUUAGUGUGAUGAACCGGCGCCUGCUUUGUUUUGCUUUUUUUGUUUUGUUUUUUAAAAACGUCACAGCUUGAAGACUUCUUCUCGUUUUGCGCCUUGAACUCCAGACCUGGUUUUUACCCGAACGCUCGGAUGAACCAGUUGUACAGCAAGUACCUUGUAUGCCACACUUUUUUUUUUUUUUCCUCCCCCUCCCCCCAUGAGGAAUUGUACUUAAUAAAAUGUCCAUAUACCAA
Messenger RNA from Neoarius graeffei (lesser salmon catfish), 3484 nucleotides. RefSeq names its product ankyrin repeat domain 13C (gene ankrd13c). Gene Ontology annotation, cellular component: cytoplasm. The record is from RefSeq and is a predicted model, not a curated record. Bases 298 to 1887 code for a protein of 529 amino acids. Lineage: Eukaryota; Metazoa; Chordata; Actinopteri; Siluriformes; Ariidae. The transcript is spliced from 13 exons. Gene Ontology annotation, molecular function: protein binding.